AUGGCAUCCCGGUUGCCUACAGAGAUCUAUGCUAUGAUCAUCCAGUGCGUCGUCAACGACAGGCAUGGAAAAUCCCCUAAGGAGAUGAGAGCUCUUUGCGAGAAGCACCUCUAUACCCAUCCAGCAUCCCAGCGGCUAUCGGUCGGAAUCAAAGCACAGUGGCUUCUUUGCUUCUCUCUGGCCGUUGAGCCUCGCCGAGCUUAUGCUGUUCGGUCUCUGAAAUGCAAAUUCUGGCCAGAGUAUUACGACCACCAAGCAUGGGUAGAGACUCUUGGGCUCAGUCCCAAUCUGACUCAUCUUGAAUUAGUUUGGCUAGAUGAACCUCCCGAAGACUUUCGAGAGCAAAUGGGAAAUCUGCUUUCUGCUUGUCCUCGUGUUACUGAGUUCAAGUUUCAGGCGUGCUGGGGCCGUAGCAGCGGCGAUGAGCCUUCCACCGAGACUGCACAGCAAUUCACAAAAUUUGCUAAACAGCUUCGUCGGUUGCAAGUCCUGAGUUCAUUUGAGUGGCUCAAGGACAUGAUACUUCCCUACAAGUACCCGAAUCUCGAAUCUUUCACUGUUAACGGAGGAAACGAGCGACACCGAGAACGAGAUAUCUUUCGUCCGUUAUCUACCCAGAUGCCCUCUCUAAAAACACUGAACAUAGAGGGGGCUGAAGACGUCUCCCUACAAGAUCUGAGAGACGGAUGUAAAGUAUGGGGGAAAACACUACGGUCUUUUUACAUCAACCACUUUCCAGUUGAGAAUCGUCGCGAUGGCAUUCUCUCCCAUCUUCUACCACAUCUUACAGCACUGGAAGAGCUUGUUGUGGGCCCACAUUCGGACCUCCCUCUUUCAGAUAUCCAGGCUAUCGCUAAGCCGGUCACUCCACGCCUGAAAGCAUUCCGAUGGGUGGUUGAUGAUGGGAUAUUCGGAAAUGACCCUCUUGCAAACCCAGUGAAUGUGAAUAAAGCCACCAUUGACAUCUUCAAUGCUCACGCUUCGACACUUCACACCUUCAUCAUAGAGGAAUCAUUCGACUUUUGGAAUUUCGGGAUGGAUAUUUUUCAGCACCUUCAUAAGGCAGAGGGUUUGAAGAACCUUCGAGUACAGCUGCAUGACAGACCUACAGAAGAAGAGAUUGGAUGUCUUCUGAGAGCAUGUCCGAAGCUUGGAGAGUCAGAAACAGGACUGAUGGUGGUCAAAGAGUUUUUGACUGAGUGCACAUUGGCGACUAUGAAGUAUAAGGAGGACAACAUGGAGGAAAGUGAGAGCAGCUGGGGCCAUGUACCUCAGCCUAUUGGGGUGGUAAAAUGGUCCCAAACGUAUAGCAAACUGAGUUCUAAUUGUCUUGCGGAUCUAAGUCUCACCAAUAGCCUUAUCCCAAACUCAAUAGCAACAUAG
Messenger RNA from Fusarium redolens, 1383 nucleotides. RefSeq lists its product as uncharacterized. The transcript has 3 exons. Bases 1 to 1383 code for a protein of 460 amino acids. NCBI's taxonomy places the organism in Eukaryota, Fungi, Ascomycota, Sordariomycetes, Hypocreales, Nectriaceae. The record is from RefSeq and is a predicted model, not a curated record.